CCUAGCUAAUUUAAAACCCUAAAAACACACCUCCUCCUUUUGUUUUCACCUACAAUCCCCAAGUCUCAACCUCAUUUGCAGUUAGCCGUCUGGAAAGAAAAUCACAGGAAGUGAGGUAAAGAUGAGUCGCGGAGGAGCAGCAGCAGUGAAAGGUGGAAAGAAGAAAACGGCGACGUAUGUGAUCGAUUGCGGGAAGCCAGUUGAAGAUAAGAUCAUGGAAAUCGCAUCGCUCGAGAAGUUUCUUCAAGAGAGGAUUAAGGUUGGUGGUAAAGCCGGUAAUCUCGGUGAUUCUGUUACUAUUUCUCGUGAGAAGAACAAGAUCUCUGUUACUGCUGAUUCCACUUUCUCCAAAAGGUAUCUUAAGUACCUAACAAAGAAGUACUUGAAGAAACACAAUGUGAGGGAUUGGCUUCGAGUAAUUGCUUCAAACAAGGACCGCAAUGUGUACGAGCUACGUUACUUCAACAUUGCUGAGAAUGAGGGUGAAGAGGAAGACUAAACACAAGACAGUUGAUGUCGUUUUAUGUUUUGUUUUUUGACCUGGAUUGUCUUUUAAAAUAUGUUAUAUCAGAUUUAUCUUUAUGGAUCUUUUCAGAACUGUAUUGCAGUAGAAUGAAUUUUGUGUUUAGGUGCUUAUGCACUGAAUCUUGUUUUCACUUCUAUGGAUGCAUCUUUUCACCAAA
Erigeron canadensis is the source of this 683-nucleotide messenger RNA. Its product is annotated as 60S ribosomal protein L22-2. The record is from RefSeq and is a predicted model, not a curated record. The transcript has 3 exons. Gene Ontology annotation, molecular function: structural constituent of ribosome; RNA binding. Gene Ontology annotation, biological process: cytoplasmic translation. Gene Ontology annotation, cellular component: ribosome. Bases 122 to 499 code for a protein of 125 amino acids. NCBI's taxonomy places the organism in Eukaryota, Viridiplantae, Streptophyta, Magnoliopsida, Asterales, Asteraceae.